AGGAGGCUCGGCGUGGCCGACCAGCUCAUCGAGGCCAUCGAGGGCGUGAAGGUCUCAGGCUGCUUUACGGAGCAGUGCAGCUACCUGGCCCUCGCGCGGGCCCUCAGGAUCGAUGCCGGGGCGCUGCGGCUGAUCUGGAGGACGGGCGCGGGGCCCGAGCGCCAGCGCGGCGGCGGCGCCGCUCUGGCGGGCUCCUGGGCAGGCGCCCCGGGCAACGGCGGCGGCGCACCUGGCGGGAGCGAGGCCGCACGACCCGGCGGGGCGGACUCGAAGCUGGCAGCCCUGGCGGAGAGAGUGCGCAGCGCGGCCCCCGGGGCCGUGGAGGCCUUCUGGCGGCGGGGCCCCCUGGGGCGCUGCUGCCACCUCUUCUGGGCGCACAUCCCCUGUGGACCGUGACGCUCUUCUUGGACCUGAGGCUUCGGUGCGCCUCUCGAGCGCUGGCGCUCGUGGCGAGGGUCAUGGGCUCGCUGGCGCUCAACGCCUGCUUUUUCGUCUACUUCGAGGGGGGCACGUCGAGGACAAGCGACCCCGGGUGCGAGGCUGAGAGCACUCGGGAGCGCGUGUUCAGACACGUCGCGGUGGGCGUGCUCACGUCCUUCGUUGCCGCGGUUCCGACACGCCUCGCAGCCUUCUUCCUGGUGCGCCGGAGGUUUCUCUACCGGGAGCGCUGGGACGAGGGGAACCGGCGAAGAAUGCUGCGGAGCUGGAGGUGCGCGGACCUGGCCCACUCCUGCUUCCUUGCAUCGUACUCGCUGUGCGCGAUUUUCUUCACGGCCGUCUUUCUGUCACACGCGAGCGAGGCCACUGGCACGGAGUGGUCCGUAUCCUGCUCGUUCGCGCUGCUCAAGGACACGUUCCUCCUGCCCCUGGCCGCGUGCCUUCUCCUCUGCACCGGCUCGAAGGUCCACUCGCUGGCCGACCCCCAGGCCGCCCUCAGGGCCCGCCAGCCCUUCGAGGGCGCGCAGCAGAAGCUCCGGGACGCCGGCACGCCUGCCGGGGGCGCCGCGGAGGAGAAGGCGAAGGCCCUGCAGCCUCGGAGCGCCGAGUGCCCCCCAGGCGCCAGCCGCGCCGGCCGCGCCCCGGGCGGCGGCGGGGCCGCCCGGUGGCCAGGAACCGCACCGCCCGCAG
Molecule: messenger RNA, 1128 nt
Organism: Prorocentrum cordatum
Lineage: Eukaryota; Dinophyceae; Prorocentrales; Prorocentraceae
Source: the annotation of a GenBank genome assembly